AUGUCGUCCUUCGGAGCAAAGAAGGUUGUGAGAACCUACUCGCGACAAACAAAGCGCCAACUCUACGAUGAGGAACCGCCCACCAAACGAAGACGCGUCGAGACCACCACUGAAAGUACCGAAGCCGCGACCUUAACGUCACUGGAUGUGGCUCCUGCAGCCAUCGUCUCGUCUCUUGAACGCGGAAGCUCCACCCCUCCUCCAUCCAGCCCAAAAGACUCGCCUGCAGUCUUCUCAGACGAACCGCCUCGGUCUAGUCCACCAUCGUCCCCAGUACCGUGCAGCUCCCCGCCGCCCGUCCAAAAACGGAGACCAGUCUUCUCGAUAUUCAAAAAGCAACUUAAGCCCAAAACACCAGUCCAAGAAGCCCUUACAGAGCGAAGUCAUAAUGCGCAAAGCCCGCCGAAGCCAGCGCCGAAAAAGAAGCAGAUGGUGCAGAUGCAGUUAGACUUGGCCUCGGAGACGCGGAGGACGUGUAAGACAUGUGGAAUGCAGUACAUACCGUCACAUGCUGAGGACGCGGCGCUGCACAAGAAAUUCCAUGCCAUGAACCUUGGUGGUGUCGACUUCACCAAGCCAGUCGUUGAGCGCUUCAGGAAAAAUGAGAUAUGGAGUGGUCACGGGAGCUUCAUUGCCGUGGUCGGAAGGAAGGAUACACUGGCGCUGCGCAACCGGGCGAGCGAUGUGUUGAAGGUUGUGAAUACAGAGCUUGCGGCUGUUUCAAUAUCAGAUGAUGAGCUCUGGGGACAGACGAGUCGGACGGCCAAUGCAGACGCGACGGAAAGAGGAACUGCUAGUUCGAAACAGCAGCCCUCAGCAGAAUGUGAAGCAAACGCGCCUCUCGUCGAUCGGUUCAAGAUCUAUUUAUACAUUCGAGGCAACAAGUGCAUAGGAGCAUGUUUGGGAGAGCGGAUUUGGGAGGCCUAUAGGGUCUUAAACCCCACCACUUCGCCUGAACAAGAGGAUGGAGAUGCUGUCGCGCCACAGAGCUCUUCUAUUUCUAUCAGCACGGAUUCAGAUGCAGCAACCCUGGGCAUAUCGCGUAUAUGGACUUCAAAUCAGCAUAGAAAAAAUGGCAUUGCGACCAGGCUGCUGGAAUCCGCAAGAUCCGACUUCCUCUAUGGGCUAAACGUUGACAAGGCCAAAGUCGCUUUCAGUCAACCGACAGAGAGUGGAGGCAACUUGGCGCGCAAGUGGUUCGGCUGCCAGGCUGGGUGGCAUGUGUAUGUCGACUAG
Messenger RNA from Alternaria atra, 1236 nucleotides. RefSeq lists its product as uncharacterized. Gene Ontology annotation, biological process: mitotic sister chromatid cohesion. The transcript has 2 exons. Gene Ontology annotation, molecular function: protein-lysine-acetyltransferase activity. Lineage: Eukaryota; Fungi; Ascomycota; Dothideomycetes; Pleosporales; Pleosporaceae. The record is from RefSeq and is a predicted model, not a curated record. The coding region runs from base 1 to 1236 and encodes 411 amino acids. Gene Ontology annotation, cellular component: nucleus; chromatin.